AUUACAUUCUAGUAAUACCUUGGUGCUAGUUUUGGAUCUAUCCUCGAUUUUUUUUUUUUUUUUAACUCUUUCUCUCUCUUCAAUACUACGUCUACGUUUGUAUGAAAUGAUGAAGAUGGCCAUGAGUUUGAUUCUAAUGCUUCUAUUUACUCUCCUCUUUGCAGGGUUUGAAGCUGAUGCAUUAACCUAUGAUUACUCAGCUAGUAUUGAGUGUUUGGAAAACCCUUGGAAACCCCUGUAUGAUGGAGGGAUCAUUGUUAACCCAGAGUUAAACCUCGGGCUAGAAGGAUGGCACCCAAUCGGAGAUGCGAAAAUAGAACAUAAACAAUCAGCAUUAGGUAACAAAUUCAUAGUGGCUCGCGGUAGAAAUCAAUCAUUUGAUGGCGCUUCCCAGAAGAUUUAUCUGAAAAAGAACAUGAUAUACGCCUUUUCCGCAUGGAUACAAGUAAGCCAAGGAAAAGCGCCAGUAACCGCUGUUUUCAAAACAACAACCGGCGCCCAACAUGCUGGAGCAGUGGUUGCUGAAUCCAAGUGCUGGUCCAUGCUUAAGGGUGGCCUUAGUGUUGAUGAAUCUGGCCCCGCCGAACUUUACUUUGAAAGCGACAACAUAUCAGUGGACAUCUGGGUUGAUAGCAUCUCAUUGCAACCAUUCACCCAAAAGGAAUGGAGUUCUCACCAAGAACAAAGCAUUCAAAAGAUACGUAACACAAACAUGAGAGUUCAAGCAGUCGACGCAGAGGGUAACCCCCUACCCAACGCCACAAUCUCCAUUUCCCAGAAGGCAUCUGGAUUUCCCUUCGGCUGUGCUAUAAACAAGAACAUUCUCAACAACCAAGCCUACCAGAACUGGUUCACCUCAAGGUUCAAAGUCACCACAUUUGAAGAUGAAAUGAAGUGGUACAGCACGGAACCAUCACAGGGCCGCGAGGACUACUCCGUGGCCGACGCCAUGCUCAACUUCGCCCAACAACACGGCGUGGCAGUUCGUGGCCACAACGUCUUAUGGGAGGACCCCCAAUACCAAGCCGGUUGGAUCUACAACCUCUCGCCCUCCGACCUCUACAAUGCCGCCGUACGAAGAUUAACUUCCAUAAUGACUAGAUACAAGGGAAAGCUCAUCGCGUGGGAUGUGGUGAACGAAAAUCUACAUUUCUCCUUCUUUGAAAGCAAGCUCGGCGCAACUAUCUCUGCAUAUAUCUAUAAGUUGGCUGGCGGCGUAGACUCACGAACCCCUUUGUUCUUGAAUGAGUUUAAUACAAUUGAGGAUAGUAGAGACGGUAAGUCUGUGCCGGUAAAGUACCUUGGAAAGCUGAGAGAAAUCAAGGGGUUUCGUGGUAAUGGUGAUUUGAAUAUUGCAAUCGGGCUUGAGUCCCAUUUUGGUGUUCCUAACAUUCCUUACGUGAGAGCUUCUCUUGACACUCUUGCUGCCGCCAAAGUGCCCAUCUGGAUUACAGAGCUUGACGUACUAAGCAACCCCAAUCAGGCACAAUUUUUGGAGCAGAUUCUAAGGGAGGUACAUUCUCAUCCAGCGGUGAAUGGUAUUGUGAUCUGGGGAGCAUGGAAACCAGGAGGGUGUUAUAGGAUGUGUUUAACUGAUAAUAAUUUCAAGAAUUUGCCCACCGGAGAUGUUGUUGACAAGCUGCUGCGUGAAUGGGGUAUCAACAAGGCCUUUGAGGUCUCAACAGACUCUGAAGGUUUCUAUGAGUCCUCCCUUCCUCAUGGAGAUUAUGAAGCCAAAAUCACACAUUCUACUUUAUUCGAAUCUUCUCCUGGUCACACCUUCAAGGUAACGUCAACAAGUUCUUCGAAACAGCAGUCCAUGCCUGUGGUUCUUCAAGUUCCUGCAUAAAUGAAACAGUCCUUCUUCCUUUGUUAAAUUUCUACUUUUUCCACAAAAAAAUACUUAAAGGAAAAAUAGAAAGGUAUUGUGGAAGUUAUCAAAUAGAAACGAGUAUCCAUUCUUCGUAAUUUAAUUAUAAUAAAUGUUAAUUAUUUAU
Rubroshorea leprosula is the source of this 1997-nucleotide messenger RNA. Lineage: Eukaryota; Viridiplantae; Streptophyta; Magnoliopsida; Malvales; Dipterocarpaceae. The record is from the annotation of a GenBank genome assembly.